This is a messenger RNA of Leptomonas pyrrhocoris, 934 nucleotides long. RefSeq lists its product as hypothetical. The transcript has a single exon. The record is from RefSeq and is a predicted model, not a curated record. Bases 347 to 934 code for a protein of 195 amino acids. NCBI's taxonomy places the organism in Eukaryota, Euglenozoa, Kinetoplastea, Trypanosomatida, Trypanosomatidae.
GGUGCUUUUACUCGCCAAAACAAAAUUGGGAACGUCUAUUUUUCUGUCUUUUGUGCUCCACUAUCUCACGUCAGCAAGCACGCAUUGAUUCACGUUUCCUUUCACCUGGUUCGUCUUAUUUCGAUCGAUUGUGACCUUGUCGAGUGCAGCACUGCCCCUCACCGCUUUUCUUUUCUUCGCAUACAUUGUUAUUAUUAUUAUUACUUUUCGUCUUUGUUUCUCCUGUUCGUCGCAGUUGGUGUAGGUCAAACCACUUACACUUCGGUGCACACGCUCCGUCCUUACUGCCGCCCGUCUUCCGCCUCUUAGUGCGCUACAAUAACUUGAAAAAAAGUAAAACCAAAAGAUGUCGUCCAAAAGUGUAGACGUUUUCAACGUCUCCACAAACCGCCUGCGUGCCGCGAGCUUCCAAGAUGAGGAGGAGCGGCAGAACGCCGAGUACGCCGAGCGCCACAACCUGCAGGCGCUCUUCGCCGAGUUCGCCACCCAGCUGCGGGAGAAGGACCCCAAGACGGAACAGGAGGCGGAGCGGGUGCUGCUGGACCUCCUUUCUCACCGCAAGGCAGAGCGCGACCGUGCGGCGCUGCGUCUGCACUUCCACGCGUCCUUUGAGGUGAACCUGGACAAUGGACGGAAGGUGCUGAAGCUCACCACAGGACCAGAGACGAGCACGCUGCAUAUCGUGCAGAAGACCCGCGCUGUUGCCGUGGACGACAACUUUACCGUGUCGAUGGAGCAGGCCGAGGAGCUGACGGAACUGUUUUACGAGCUCGGCCGCUUUGCGGUGGAGUCCGCCAAGGGGGAGCAGAUCGGCUUUAUUAGUAUUGAUGACCGCGACGUGUACCUGCUCGCCGGUGGGAAGGACUGCUCGGAUGUCGGCGAUGAGCUAUUCAAUAUGGCGCUUCUGAUGAAGACGUCCUCUGGCAAUAAUUGA